AUGGAGGGCUUUUCGGACGGCGACCCGGACAUUCCACUUCUGGGACAGAUUGGCCAGCAGAUUCGUGGCCUGAGGAACCAGCUUGCUGCCGCGCGCCGAGAGACCGAGCACUUCAGCGAGAGGUUGCGGGCGAGUGAGCAGGAGAACGGCGAUUUGCGACGUGAGAAGGCCGAAUCGACGCGACGAGCUCAGGCCAUUGAUCAGGUAGGUCGACAGGGUGCAGUCGAAGCUCAGAGGCUGCAGGUGGGCAUGUUAUUGGCUUGGCAGGGCAGAUUUGCUGACUCGGAUUUCCCUCUAUUACACAAUAGGCUUCAAGCGACCUGCAGAAGGCAUGUGAUGAUCUGAAAGAGGAGCUGCGGCUGAAGGAGACGGCGACGCGCGAGUUGGAGGUAAGGCCACGCCAUCGGUGCAUGCACGCGUUACUGGUGUGGUAUGGUAUGGUAACAUCAUCUUCUAGGCGAAACUCGAAGAGGCGUCCCGGAACACGGUACCUGCCUUAUUGGACCACGACGCAGGAACCGGCCGUGGACAACAACAAGUGCGACAGAGCAUCGAGACGACUCGGCGGCGGCCACGAGCCAUAGCACCGGGAUUUGUUCGCCUGGAGCACGAAGGUGACAAGCAUUAUGUUGACAUGUUCGACGGGCACAAGGAGCCCAACCCACAGUGGCAUAAUCUCGAUCUUCAGGAAUGGCGUAACUCCAAAGCGCUCGGGAAGCUCGACCCAGUGCGGCCAUGUGUGUGGAAAUACUCUGCGAUUGCAGGUUUGCCAGAUGAGCGUGGAGACGCGGACAAGGCAAAACGAGGACAUCGCCGGAUGGUGGAAGAUACGCAAGCAAGCCGGCCUCGGGACUCGGUUCUAGAUGGUCAGCAGGCAACUAGGAAGGCAGACGGAGCGUGCGGCAUACCAGAAUAUCGGCUGACUGCUCAUGGCGGCAAUAAAGACGCGAGGGAGCGCUUGCAAGUCUCUGCACCUGACCGCGACGCUACUGGAGACAUCUUCACGGACGGUGCUCACUCUCGUGAUAGAUCUCAGACGGAUGACAUGAGCGGCACAAGGCUCCGACUGUUCGGACCCCGUCGUGACAGUCUGAUUCCCACAGAAACCGUGCAGUCAGAGCACAGAAGCAUCAAGAAGCGCGCCGCGUCUCCUGAAUCAGAGGAAGCGAUGAGCGCCCGCCACCCGAGAUGUGUUACUUGCUGGAAGCUUGGACUGAAGUGUUUCACACCAGACACAGGGCGGCAUUGCACCAAAUGCAAAGGCAAGGGAAUGUGUGUCUUCAAGCGCUGCAAGCACGGCCUUGGCUGUCGAAGCUCCCAUUGCCUGUACGUACAUCCAGGGCAAAUCGACGAAUCGAGAUACAUUGUGGAGGAUGGGUCCUUCGGGGAGAAGCGUGCGCGUCAGGAAGAUCAGCCGGGCUCUGCUGCGCGAGUUCCAUCGCCUGAAGAGGCAACGAAUUCGACAAGAGGCAAAGAUAGGCCACGACAGCAGCAGCCUGUAUGCGUACGCUGCUGGAGGGGUAGCAAGUGGUGCCUGGGAGGACCUCGCUGCAGCAGUUGCAAAGAGGCUGGUAGUCAAUGCAUCUACAAGCACUGUCGACACGGGCUGGCGUGCAUGAAGAAGAAGUGCGUGUACAUGCACCCCGACCAGUACGAUCCCCACCAGGUGGCUUGGCAGGUAGAGGCAGGAGACCUUGGGGUUAAGAACAGCGAGAUGGGCAGCCAGUCGACCACGCGCCGGACCAACGAUGUCCUCCAUCGCAAGGCCAUCUGCAAGGAAUGCUUCGAGACAAGAGCGCUCUGCGAUUUCGACGAUGUGUGCAAGAACUGCCGUAUCCUGGAAGUGCGGUGUGUUCGUGUGUGGUGUGACGAGGGAGAGGAGUGUACAUCGAGACGAUGUCCUGCGGUGCACCCCGGACAGGUGGGCAAGGAGGCCAUCGUGGAGCAGGGACGGCUUCGUUGGGUGAGGGGAUGA
This is a messenger RNA of Lecanosticta acicola, 1975 nucleotides long. NCBI's taxonomy places the organism in Eukaryota, Fungi, Ascomycota, Dothideomycetes, Mycosphaerellales, Mycosphaerellaceae. The record is from the annotation of a GenBank genome assembly.